This is a messenger RNA of Drosophila arizonae, 999 nucleotides long. RefSeq lists its product as uncharacterized. NCBI's taxonomy places the organism in Eukaryota, Metazoa, Arthropoda, Insecta, Diptera, Drosophilidae. The record is from RefSeq and is a predicted model, not a curated record.
CAGCCACGGCAUAAAAAUGAAAGUAAACAGUCGACUAAUCACGGCGAACGAAAUGAGGAAAAACAAUGCCUUGAUUUUGCAGCCAGUUUGACGUGUUUGAUGGGAAAAUGUUUUUUGAUGUGUAAAUGGUAUAAUAUGUAGCAAGCUCGAACAAAAUUCAAACCAAAUUCAAGGAGUUAGCCCCCAACGCACUCAGACAGAGACAGAGACAGAGACACACAGAGAGUGACAGAGAGAGCGCGUGAGGGGGAAAUAGAAAUAGAGAGAGAGAGAGAGAGUGGUAUAGACAUCUUAUCAAGAUCCAUUCAGAUAUCCAUUCAGUUAUGGAACGACUCUCGUUCUCAGCACUAACCAUGGCCAUACUGCUGCACUCGGUCAUGGGCAUCUCGUAUUACUUUCUGCUGGCCCGCUGCUCCCCGGCGCCCCUACUCGGCAGCUGGCUGUUCGUGGCGAGCAUUGGGGCCGUACUGCAGGUGGUGCGCAUAUUUCCGCACUGGUGCCGCAACUGUUCGUCUCUGUGCCGCCUCACCCUCGAGAUGGGCAUCUGCCUGCUGACGCUGGACCUGAUGCUGACCAAGCUGUGGUGUCGCAUCGAAGCGCUCUGCCACUGUGCAAUCAUCGGCAUACUGCAGCAGCUAGUCACCGAGGAGUACACCUUCGAGAGCUGCGAGUACUGGCUGCUGGGCAUCACCACCAGCAUCAUCGGUGCCUGCCUGCUCUGGCUCACGUUGUGGGCCACCGCGCUGCCUGCCCGACUGCGCCUGGACUACAUCAACUGGCAGACGAACGUCUCACGUUCCGUCAAAAGCAAUAUUUGCCACUUGGCCUUCGGCCCAUCGAGCAUGCGACGCAGCACGGCGAUUCAGUGCCAAGACAGCAUGCAGAGCUUUGCCAGCUGAGCUGGGCGUAUCGCUUCUGUUCUGGCAAUAGACAUGCAAAUAAGUGUGCCCAGAGUUGGCUAACCGCACACCCGGAUUGCAAAACCAAAAUUUUACUAGA